Molecule: messenger RNA, 15358 nt
Organism: Porites evermanni
Lineage: Eukaryota; Metazoa; Cnidaria; Anthozoa; Scleractinia; Poritidae
Source: the annotation of a GenBank genome assembly
GAAACAAUAACAACAGUUUCCAUUAAUGAGGAAGAUGCUAAACUUUGGCUUUUGCCGUUGUCGUUCAGAUUACAAGAAUUUGCAGAUUGUUUGGUGAGAGCGCUUUCUAGAUUCUUGGAUUUGUUAUAUAUAUCGUUGAUUUUAUAGAGCCUUUCCACAUGACGUCACGUCCCUUGUUGGUGUCCCACGUUGUCCCAUAUUGGUGUCUCAAAACACUGAAACGGCGGUCAUGUCGGUUUCACAAAGAAAUUCUGUGGAAUUGAGCUCUAUUGUUACUUGCUCUGCUAUGCAGGAAGGAGAAACCUUUCGUUGAGUGUAGAUUUCAAUUUGCCGUUACUUUAUAUAUUCAAUUAGCAUUUGGGACUGCAUGCCUAUUACACCUUUAUCUCCCGCGAAAAUUGAAGACAUCAUUUUUCCAUCAAAAAAAUGGAAUAAAAGGACUUAGGUCGGGUUUUAUUUUUACUUAGUUUUCUGUUUAUUCAUGGUACUAGUAAUCGUUAAUAUACAUUAGUGUUGCAGAAUUGCUGCACAAAGAGAAACCUUUUUAGUCAAAAUCCUCAUUGAAAAUUUUAAUUUGCCUUUACUUUACAAUCAUCUGGGGCUGCCUAUUGCUACAGCUUUGCCUCUCGCGUAACUUUAAGACACCUCAGAUUUAGAGAUUUCUUUAUUUUAGCUUAUAGCUUUAUUUUAUUUGUGGUACUAGCAAUUCUUAAUAAACCCUAGUGUUGCAGUAUUACUUAUUUCGUGUAAAGUUAUACAUGGUGCAAUCGAUCGUAAAGGACAAGACAUUUCCCAGGACCCCCUACUGUGUUUGAAAUCGUCCACUGAAUACAUUUCUUUACCGCGUCAUAUGAAAGCCUAAGAUUCAAUAAUUGUUUUCGCAUAAAAGGGGACAUACUGGCAAGGUUUGAUUGAACUUGCCCUAAGAAGCUACAAGGUUAUCCUUAUUUUAUUUAUUACAACCGUUUCAGGUAUUUCCUACUUUUGUUUAAUAUUAGCUAGAGCAACCCUGGGUUGGCGGUAUUGUAUUUCUGGCACUCAUCCUUCCCUCUGCCCCCCAGACACCCUGCUAUGCUUCAUUGACAAACUGUAUGACACAAUUAAAUUUAGUACGACUGGUAUUGAAAAGAUCUUUAGAAGUUUCCGGCGCGGAGCCUAUUUUUAAUUAUGAAUGUCCUCAAGUUUCCAGAAUCUUAAUCUUAAGGUGCAAAUUAACAGAUGAUAUCAAUUCGUGGACCUCUUACGUAGUUUGUUUUACCUACAAACUCACUUUUUUCGCCUUUAAUGUUGUUAAAUCGAGGUGUAGAUUUGUACGUUUGUUCUACAUUACAUAGCAAACCGAGACGCCAUUCAGCGAACUAGCAAAGGGAAUGUUUGUUUUGUGCCUUCUCGCCCCAAGGCAACGCUCUAUAGACCAAACAUCGUAUGGGAGAUGGGCACAUGUAGCAACACUCUUAUUUUGUCUUUAACGAAAGUUGCAAGAUCCUCAGAUACAAGGAUUAUUCCAUUAGUGUGCGUCAAUUACUAUCGCGGCAAACCUCAAAUUAUAAUAAGAAAACAAACACAUUUGCGAUGUGCCAUAAGGCCCUAUUCUCUCUGCAUUUCUUAUGAUGUCGUAAUUAUCGGAAAAAGGACUUUUUUUCUCUUUCUCUAUCUCUCUCGUUUAUUCCUUUAUUACAUCUUAAAAGCGACAGGUAGCGUCUCAGUUUUCCAUCUAUAAUUGAACCCCAACCGAAGCUGGUUUGUUCCCUCUAAGAUACCGCAAGAAUUGGCGCCGUUUCUUGUGGUCUGUCUCUCGGUGUGUCAGGUCAGAUUUAAAUAAUUUUUAGACAAAGAUGAAUUCAAACACUGCAAUUUUAAAGACGGUUGCCCGCGGAGAAAGUUUUAAAAUAGCUCAGCUCGACGAAUUGAAAACAUUGGCAAAUUCAACCAUGUAGCUGUUCCCAAGGUUAUUUGCGUCGCCUUUCUUUCAAGCGGUACACUAAUUAGUUUUUUCAUGGCACCCCACAAAGUAUUUCUAAAGGUAUACACUGCAACGAAAAUUACAAAACUUUGCCGCCGGCGAAGCGAGUCAUCAUCACAGCACAUACCUGUUUACAAAUGCAUAAGUGGUAUCAAUGUCCGUUACGGGAAAGCCCUUCCCUGCGGGUGUUAAAAAGUUGACGAGGCAAUAUAACUUCCCUUUAGGAUGAAAUAUAAAAAUAUCUUAGCGCUAAAUUUCNAAUUGGCGCCGUUUCUUGUGGUCUGUCUCUCGGUGUGUCAGGUCAGAUUUAAAUAAUUUUUAGACAAAGAUGAAUUCAAACACUGCAAUUUUAAAGACGGUUGCCUGCGGAGAAAGUUUUAAAAUAGCUCAGCUCGACGAAUUGAAAACGUUGGCAAAUUCAACCAUGUAGCUGUUCCCAAGGUUAUUUGCGUCGCCUUUCUUUCAAGCGGUACACUAAUUAGUUUUUUCAUGGCACCCCACAAAGUAUUUCUAAAGGUAUACACUGCAACGAAAAUUACAAAACUUUGCCGCCGGCGAAGCGAGUCAUCAUCACAGCACAUACCUGUUUACAAAUGCAUAAGUGGUAUCAAUGUCCGUUACGGGAAAGCCCUUCCCUGCGGGUGUUAAAAAGUUGACGAGGCAAUAUAACUUCCCUUUAGGAUGAAAUAUAAAAAUAUCUUAGCGCUAAAUUUCAUCAGACAUUAUUUCGGCACUCUGGUUUACUCGGGUGUUUCAGAAUGAUGAUUAUGCGAAUUUGCCCAUUGCAGCAUGCGAAACUCUGGAUUUCUUUACUGUCAGAUACGUUUAGCUCUGUGGAAUUUUUCAUCCUUAUCUGUCUUUUUCACUAGAGAUUAAACAUAUCUUUAAGAUAUUAGCAACGGCAAAUUGCUUCAUGCUGAAAGAAAUUUCAACGGGGUGUUUCUUCAAUUCUGCUCUUCCCUCGUGUCCCCAAAUUUAUGUAAUUGUUCAUCCGAGUUUUAAAAUAUAUUAUUUCGCUAGACCUUGCAGAAUUCUUAGUAACGUCGGACAGCGCAACUCCUACUAUGUUUUGUCGUCAGUAUUUUUACGCGAAGCUUUCCUAAGAAAGAUGAUGUAUUAGUCAACGUUUUUAAUAAAUGAAAGUCUAAGAUCCCUCAUUACCACAUAAGCUGUUGCAUGUAAGUAGAUUUUAAGGUUUAAAGCCUUUACUCCUUAAACCUCUUCACUGCUUCUUGGCUUCGUUUACCUACUCACUGAAGCGUUAGUACUAACCGAAACGCAUGUUGACCCGGACAAACACCUAUUACGUUAAAUGCUGUAAUAAAGAAAUGACAUUCAAGCGCCAAUUCACUCAUUUUCAAAACUACCCAAAAUAUUUUGCCCGGAGUAACUUUGUUUAUAUUUCUCUAUGUAAACAAUCUCGUUCCAGUUAAGGGGUUCUGCGUCCGGUGCGGAUGAAUUGUACUUUUUGCUAAUUCAAAAUUACUAGGUUUUUGGUUUAAUGGCCGAUUAAUCUAGCCAUUUUGAUUGUCUGUUUACCUCUUCAGUUGACAUCGCUGGUGUAGAUUAUACUCCCUGUCAUAAUAUUUACAUUGAGAAUAUAUCCGCGGAAGCCCGAUGUUGACCUGUAUGCAGUUGAUCAAUCACAAUAAUACACGCAAAUUCCAAAUAAACAGUGUUUUGACAAGUCUGUCUUCUUGACCGUGUUAUUUUGCUAAGUGUUAUCAAAACAAGAUGUUCAAAUUAGAAUAUUAAUUCUGACUGCCUUUACAAAUGUCGUAGUUACGCUACCGCAACGUAAAUGCGAUUUAACGACGAAGUCUACCAUACGGUGGGAAUAUUAACCGUUUAUUCUGCAUGAGAAUUGUCUGAUGUGUUUCGUUCUAGUAGUUUUUGGAGAAUAGUCUAGGUUUCGGAAGGCGGCAUUUUCACAUUACAAGCAGCCGUUUUGGCGAUGAAAUUUUUGACGCUUGCGGAUCAACUCAACAUGACACUAAAGCGUCGGUAAUACAGACAACCAAAACGUGCACUUUGUUUUCAACUUACAUUGCUGCAAAACGAGUUAAAAGGCUAAGUUGCGCGUGUUACUUCCCUCUUUCAAAGCUGUUAAAAUCUUUAUUUGUUAGAGGACAGGUUUGAUGUGGUUGGUAAAACUCGCAAUAUCGCUAUUCAACUCUUGCAAGACAAGUUGCAUGCUUUUUGUUGCCAAUUCUAUCGUACCUUUAGAAAACUUACUGCUGAAAAAUACUCCGAUUUUGAGGAUCAUUACCCACUUAAUCUACAUCUACCUAACACAAAUAGCUCAUUGCUGCCUGCAUUGCGGCGCUACGUACACGCCGGUACGUACACCUUCACUUACACAGUCAAGCCCUGCUUUACGAACACCCGCUUAAUACGGACACCCCGUUGAUACAAACACUUUGUAUGACCCCCUCAGUGUCCGUAUAAACGGCUUUUGACUGUAUCUCAUUACUCUUUGGGCGUUUUUCUGUCUCCCACAUUAACAAAGCAAAACAUUCCUGAUCAGGAUGGUUGGUUUAAUACCGAAUACAGCUGGCCCCACGCUAUUAUAGAACGUACAAUGUAGGUGGGGAAGUUAAAAUGACCAACUUCUUCAGGAUAAAACGGGAUAGAAAGAAUUAUUUACCGAUGAAUAUAUAUUGGGGAGGCAUAUUUAAUAUUACUAAAAUUAACGACAAUGCAAGCUUAAGGAAAAGAGGUAGUUUCUGUAGGUGAACACUGAUCACGUACCAUAUAUGUAUGUCUAUGCUCUGAGUAACUAUAUCAUCAUGUUGUACUUAACCUUUGCUCGAUCUGUUUUUGUUUAGUUUUAUCACGAACAAUCAUUUUACAGCCCCUAAUGUACCAUGUAAAUUGAAGAUUAUAAACUGAAGAGUUUAGAUGGCACUGAGCUUUGAGAUGAAAAUAGUCCAGGCAAAGGCAUGGCAGCUUUUUCCAAACAAGUCAAUCCAAGCAAACGCUACUGCGAUGAUUUCUGUCCUGCAAUUAGUCGAAAGUCAAAUAUUUGUAGUUGACAAUUUAUCGCAAUUCAGGAGAACAGUGGAGGCUCAGCGCAUCCUAGUAUAUCUGCAGUUACAACAGGGUAAAUUGCCUUGUCAAAGUACAGAAGAAUUUUCUAAAAAUCUUAGACCAAAGAUAGAAAUCAAUAUGCUCCCUUAGGUAGUUUUCCAUUCAAACACAUUGAUUUUUUGAAGCAUAUGCUUCUGCAAUUUCGCACCCAGUGCGGCAUGAAAGGUGUUUGGGUUACUUAAAACAAAUAGUAGCAACUUGAAAGACAUGUUUACAUCUUGCUAUUUUGUGUACAUUUGGGAAAAGAUUCAAAUUAAUGUUCCAAUAAUUUGAUAAAACAGUACAACUUGAAGCUUCCUACCUUCAGAACAAAUGAGUUUAAGGUAUCACAUUGGCCUCUAUGGCAGUUUUCCUCAGGAGCUUUUAUCAAGUACGCCACUGACGUCGUUCAGGAUGUAUUUUUGCAGCAUUUUGGCGAAACCUCGCCCAAGUGCUUUCUUCACAACCUUUCAUGGGCUAUAAUUCCCUAUUUUCACAUGCACUAUAUUGAAACUUUCAUCUGAACUCUUCAAGAAGACACACUUUCAACCAGGUACAAAAGACAAGUUUAUCGUCGUUAUUUGUAUGUAUUAAUAUAUAACUUUAGAUCGGCACUGGACAGAUCAGGUGCCUUUGGAACGUGAAAUACGGUCAAAUACAAGCUAUUAAGCAGUAAUUUCUAAUAUCUAACGCAAUUUGUAAUGAUUGUGAUAUAGUGCAAUGAACUAUUUUCGAAACAAUCUGUUCCAAAACAAGCUAGAUGUACCAUAUAAAAUAACUGUGCAGAAAGACUUGAUUUAGAAACACGGGUGUCACAGUAGAUAAAGCCUGUCAGUAUUAACCAGGGGAAGGGGCUUUGUGAAGGUUGUGAUUGCCACAAGAGCAGGGGUUUGUAAUGCUAUCUUUGUGAUUUAUCUUCAUAUUCCCGCGCUUAUCUCAAUGAAAUUGUCCGUUAUUCACCUUGACUUUGCUGUUAACGUCUUUACUCCCUGCAGUGCGCAAAUUGAAGAAAAAAAAUCUAAAAAUUUAUUUUAAUUCAUUUUAGUUUUUAAGGGUAAAAAAGAAAGUAUACAGGUAGUUCGUUUUCCAAAGGGUUUCUUACAGCUUUCGUUUAGGGAGUUUCAUCCGUAUCAGUCUUCAAUCCGUGAGUUUGAAAUAAAAAAAAGUACUACCCACAGGGUUUGGUUGUAGAAUUGAAAGAGAGUUUUCUCUUGUUUUUAGAACGGAGCACAGCUGCAACUCCUAGCGAAAUAUACAAGUGUAAGAGUCGUCUUCUACGAUCAGAAUUACAAGAAUACCGAAUUGUUUAGGUGAUAACUUUUUUGCUGUAAUGUGGUUUGCGUAGUUAUUAAUUAAGCUGUUUUUUUUUGUUUGUUUUUUUUUGCAUAAAAGAAUUCAUCUAUCUCUCUGACGAUGUUGAGUACCAACAAAUUAAUAGCAACACUUUAGAAUAAUUCUGCUACGGUAAAGAAGAUUUUUUAAGCGUAUACGAAACUGUUUUCAAAAAAAACUUUUUUUAUCAUAAAGCAACCGUUAACAUGUCCUGCUUACACCGGAAGAGUAACAAACAACUCCUAUAACCUCAACAAUCAAUAUGUUACUUCAAGCCAAAAAGUUUGAAGUAUUUCAUGGUUUUCCCGCGUUAAAUUGCCUGCUUUUCCAUCCCUCCCUUCAAAGUUGCUAUCGAUUAAAAAUAGCCACGUUCAUAAAAUGCCAUAAUUGAAGUUGGGCGAACGUACCACAAGGAGUUGAAUUUCUCGCUCUUGUUUCAAGUGUAAGAACCGUACAUGCCUGUAUCUUGUUUGGAUCUAACGCUCUACUAGAAACAAGGCGUACUUUAACACUAAGCUUUGUUUUUAAGGCAAUUCUACAAUUUGAGGUAAUACUUUCCACCUGCAGAGCUGCUGGUGUAUUUGAUGCGGUUCUACUCUAGAUAUUCAGGUCUUUGAAGUGACCCAAGGGUGUUACCGCAGAAACAACGUCUCAGAAUGAUUUUUGCUUUGGCCUUCUAAAUUUCAUCCGUUUAAAACCUUCUCUGGUGCCUUUUAAGUCCCGAAAGGCUUUCUUUAAAUUUGUUCGCUUUGAAUAGCAGUAAGAGGAAAAUUACCGAGAAAAUGAAAUUAUUGCCCAGCCUCUUGUAGGAAUUGACGAUAUUUAAAAGUCGUCCCUAUGUAACUUCACUUUUAUGUUCACUCGACAGUCUUGCUCCCCCAAUAAUACAAAAAUCUUGUUUUAUUAUAGUUGUCUUGUUUUCUUGUGGCACGUUCCAAUGAAAGCACGCACCUUUUGCAAGCAAAAGUGAAUCUAUCGUUUGGUGAAUAGCCAACAGUUUUAGACAAACCCUUCGCCAUUAAGUGUUUGUCAAGUUGAGAAAGCGAGAAAUACUCGUUGCGCGAAAUGUCUUUUUAUUUGUAGGAAAAUUUCGUAAGGUAAAGUAAAUUCACUUAGUCUUUAUAUAGCGAUAUUUACUCUUGGAAAAUGUUUAAAAAGUGGCUAUUAUAUUUUUCGUUCUACGACAAUGUCUUAUUCUCUUCAUUUAGAUGCACCUUACGGUUAAUUUUGAAUUGUUUUAAUUUUAAUGUUUGUCCGUUAUACCGUUUCAAAUUAAAUAAAAUUAUUGAAUAAGAGCAUUGUUAAAACGACUCUUGUCGAUACUCCCUCCAGUUUAACUCGGAAACUCCUGUAAGAGGCGAAUUGAGUGUCGCGGCAGAAUUGUAACAAAAUUCUACAAAAAAAAACUGAAAAUUACAUUAUAAUAAGGUAGUGCUUUUUCUUGUUCAGAGUUACUUAACUAUUACCAAAAGCUGGUAUGCUAUGAAAACGAUAUGGUUAUCUGACAUAAACUCCAGUAAAAUCACAGAGUGUUGACUGCUUAACCUCAUAAUUUCUUGUUGUCUCAAUAGCUCACGCCACUCUUUGUUGUAGGUUCGACGAAAUGUGUUUGGACCUUACUAAAUUCAGUCUUCGGCAAAAGGGAAGGCCAUGAGUCCGUUCAUUUAAGCAGACGAUCCGCACUUUUCCUUUUUCUUCAAAAGCGCCGGCGGACUGUUUUGACAUUUUCUGUCCUCUUAAAUAAAAUAAACAGUUGCAUGUAUCAUAAUACUAGGUAUUCGUAACUCCAUUUGAGAUGUAUUCAUUCUAUUAGUUCACACUUUUUGGGGUCGUCCGGAGUGCCUAUAAUGUAUUUUGGCAGUCAGUAUUUUCGGCGAUAAAAUGAGCUAAAUGUUUCAAGCUAACCUCAUUUAAUUUUUUUUUUCCUUUUUUUUAAGUAAAGUUAUGCUUAUAGGUAGGACAUCUUUAAAAAAUCAUCGAAGUUUGUUUUGGAGCUAAUUCACCACACCAAGUUGUCUCUCUUAAUCACAACUGUUGACACAUAUUGUGUAAAUCAAGCUGUGUAAUGAAAACAUUGUAAUAUUAUUGAUGGUUUGAAAUCAUUUUUUACACUUUUCUCGAUAAAUCCAGUGAAGAAAAAAACUCAAAAUACAACUUGUAGUAAUAUUCUUUUAUGUUUCAUUGCUGGCAAAAUUCGAUCAAAUGACAUUUGAGAGUAUACAUCUCAAUAUACCUCGCCAUGGACCAUCUUCUUGUUACAGUCAAGUAAAGUUUAACCCAUUAAAGCUCUUAGGGUAAACACUGUUAGAUCCUUUACUCACUUGAGCUGUUGAACAUGUUUGGUUAACAACGUGGACUAACAUGUGCUGAUUGUGAAAAAGGAGGAAAUGUUACUGAGUCAGUUGUCUUGAGGCCGAGAGCAGAGUCGACCGUUUCUGUUGAUUCUCUUUGGGAUCUUAAGCAACGACGAUGGCGACGUCAACAAGAACGGCAAAAGGAAUAGGUUUAGAUUGGCAAAACAACAACUCUGCACGUGUAUCACGUUUUUUUGUACAUUUCUUUGCCGUCAUUGCACGACUACGACGUGAAAAUGCCAAUUUUCACGUUUUGUGGAGGACGGUGAAAACGAAACAACGAGUUUCUUUUUCUUUUGCUGACCUUCAAUAAAGUCUUUUAGAAUUCAACUCCAGAAAAAAUUGCCAACAUUUGACGAAUUGAACAAGAUGAAAUAAGCGCGAUGAAGUUUGAAGUAGCGCGACCUCACUUUUUAAUUAACGUUUUUGUAGCUGUCGCCGUAGUUGUUGCUUAAGCUCCUUUUUAGCCAACCAGGGAAACUUCUCCCCAAGGCGCUUUGUUCACGGCCGUUGUAGCGUUGAGAAUUUGCACCGUGUCGGUAAAAUCUAAAUCUAUGAAAUUAAACAACGUAAUACCAUGCAAAAAAUUUAUUUUCAUAAUUUUAACAGCUUUUCGCGGUCAUUGUAUAUGAUGAUAGACCCCUGCGUUUUCAAAGGAGGUUUUAAGGAUUUGUAAAACUCGCUGAAUUAAGUGUUUCACUUGGAGACUUGACGAUGCUUCGAAACGAUGAAACUGCUUGCAAAUUAUUUUUUAAUUUACGUGGUAAAUACUUUUAAUUAAAUCGAGGUAACCGUUCUCCUGAACAAACUUUGAUUAUAUAGUAUGUAUUUUAAGCCUAAGAUCUCUUUGUCUUUAAGUCGUUUUACGUUUCUUAGCAUACAAAGCUGUCAUCUAAAGGAGAAAGGUAAUCGAUCAUUCAGGUAUGGAACGUGCUGUGAAGAAAGCCACAAACAACGAAAAAUCGAUCCUGGUUUAAUCACAAUGCAGCCUCCCAUGGAAUCAUAAGUCAUCGGCAUUUUGCCUGCAAAAUUGUCGAGAGCCUUGAAAACUGUGAUUCCUUAAGCGCCAAAUUGUAGAAAACAAGUACUGUUCAAGGCCUGAAUUUUUAGAAGUUAUUUCCAUGAUCGUGAUAAUUAUUCUGUAAGAAAAACUCGUGUGGUUUAAUUCGUGAAGGGCAUAGACAUUUAUCAGGACGAACGUAAAACUGCCCAUAUAACCUUCUUCUUAUUAUUUCAUCUCCGCCCUUUGACUUCCUACGACCGCACAAAUUCACUUACUCAGGUUUUCGUAGAGCAGUAUGCACAGGAUUUGAAUAACCUUAGCAAAUUGUCUCAGGAAUUUUUCGUCCCGAGUGGUGCAUUGUCUUCAAAGCAGCUAACUGUCUUGUGUAACUUUUACAACUAACAUUUUUAGAAUUUGACUUUUGUAAUUUAUAGUUAUUGCAUGUUUGUUUCAGCUAGAUAAAACAGCUAAAUGUGACGUAAAGUAAUGCCUCCUCUUGCUAACUUAGAAACGAUUUAAAAUAACCUCGGUACCCCACGAACAAAAUUUACAAACAUGUGCCAUAAUCAGACCGAUUACGUUGUUCGCGUUUCGCACAUCCCAGUUCUUAGUGUGAAUGGAGGUGAACAUGAGUAAGUUUUGCAGCUCAGAGUUUCUCUAUGUUUGUUCUUGUACCACAGCGUAAAUUGCUUUACUCGUGCAUUAGAAACUGGGCAAACUAUCGUGAUUUAGGGUGCCCCUCAACUCUUUAUAUCUUUGUGUUAUUAUUUAUUUCGAAAACAUGGUUCAACGAAAAAUGACCGAUUAAAAAAUCGAGUCUCUGCUCUUGGUUUCUAAGAACCAUAAAUUAACUGCUCACGUCUUAAAUGUCUUGAAAACCAAUUGCCACAAUUUCAAAAGUGUCUUUGGACGUUCCAAAUUAGUAGUGUCCUCGUUUACACUGAUUUCAUUCCACUGCGGACAUUUCUCUGCGGGUAGGCCCAAACAGAGCACUGGCCACGAUUUGCAAUGACAAUUUAACAUCGAUUUCGCUGAUCUUGUAAACCUAGGAAAGGCUUGUCUCAUCUUAAAUUCGGUCAGAAGUUAAGUGGAAGACUACACCAAUGAUUAGAAGAGUCAGUUCAGUCUUACCGAUGCCAGUUUAUCCUUGAUUUUAGAUUGCUUACCUGUAAGAGCUACUUGAAUUUUUUAAAGUACUUUUAAAAGUACGUAUGAAGCUAAGAGCGAAUCGCGAGAUAGCCUAAUGUCAUCGCUAAGCAAUCUUCCUUUAGUUCUGCUUAACCUUACAACUUAGCUGGAUGGACGAUUACUUUCUUAGCUUAAGGUACACUCAAGUGAUCCUCCUACCUUAUAAAUGCACCGACUUGAGACGAACUGUGGAACCCUUUGACGAGAACCAUUGACUUCGCAAAGUUUAAGUGCAUAUCCUGCAAUGCAUUGUAAUGGGAAGACCUCGAGUCGGGCGUUACAUUUUAUGUGCAAAACAUCCCAACUAUUCUAACACCAACACACCUGGACCAGAACAAGCUAUUAUUCUGUUCAAGUUUACUUCAAAACAGAACACAGCAUGACCCAAGCUUGCCAUCGGAUGACUUUAUUGUUUAAUGAUCGAUUGAUUUAUUACGGGUGCCGCAUGUUUUACAUUGCUUUACGAGCUACUGCCUGUGUUUUGUUUUUAAGUGGUCUGUAAGCUUAUUCUUAAAAUCUCAAAUGAUACUCUCUUGUCUUCUCAACGAAACCGCGACUGGUUUCAUGCCGUGGUCUAGUUGUCUUAUGAGUAUUCCGUGGAAAUCACCCUGUAUGAAAAGCUUUCUUGACAGACGCUAUGAAUGGUUGUUCUGUAUUUAAUGUGGGGCAGUGUUAUAACAUGUUUUACGUUAUCAAUCACGCUUUGCGCGGCCCUUCAGUCAGGAACAAUAGCUUCUUUGAAGAAAGAAUCGCAUUGACGAUAUUAGGAAUCUAGAGUACGAGGCGUACAUUUUGCUGCACAGCGCACAGGCAACUUGACCUUUGUACGAAUUUGUACCUUUGUAGGGAAGAGUAGAAACAUCUAUGUAGUGACAAGGCAACACUGCUUCACUUUGCGUGUACGGCGUUUGCUAAAAAGAAGCUAAAUGAUCGAGGCUUACAUCUUAUUUUACAUUAGGGGGUUUAAGCAACGACGACGUUGACGGCAACAAGAACAGCGAAAAAUCAAUACCCUUAGAUUGGCGAAACAACAACUUUCCACGUGCAUCACGCCUUUUUAUCCAUUUCUUUUCCGUCCCCGCACGUCUACAACGUGAAGGUGCCUAAUUUCACGUUUUGUCGAGGACGUGAACACAAGACAACUUUCUUUUUCUUUUCCUGAACUUUUAAUAAGCCCAAUAAAGUUUGAAGUAGCGCUAAUUCACUCAUUCAAUAACGUUUUCGUAGCCGUCACCGUCGUUGUUGCUUAAGCUCCCUGGUGUAGAAGUCAAACUUCACCUUUAUUUAGAGAUUUGUAGAAGUGGAAUGCAAGCAUAAGAUUGUUCUGUACGUUUAUUGCUGAAUAGUAGCUAGUUUUCGACAGUCGCUCAAGGUUUUUAGACUGUAGGAAUCUGGUGUCUUUAACAUGUUUCGAAUGUGAUCGUGCCUUGGCGUAGACCUUUAAAAUUGGAAAAGCUUUACUUAAUAGAUGUCGUCUAUAUUAAAGGAAACGGAAUAGCAGACGAACUACUUGUUUUAUGUUUUUAUUGGAAAUGUUCACUUAAAUGUAAAAGUGCUUUUAAUAACCACGCCUUUUUAACUGAAGCAACCGAGACGUUUCACACUGCAUUUGAAUUUUCAAUUGAAUAUUCUUUCCAUAAUUCCCUAUUUCUUCUUUCCUUUUUUAAUUGCUUUUUAGAGAACACCCUCUUAUUAUCCCAGUAACGUGAAAACUAAUGUUCAUUUCGAAAAGUCUCCUACGCUUAUAAUCUUGCUGCUUCCUGUUCUUGACUAUCUCUGUACAUUGGGGGGCUUUCCUGCGGAUGAUUUACCAUCAAAGGAAACAUCAAAUGUUUAUUACAAUUAUUAUGAUUCUUUUUUAUCUUGUCUUACCGCGAAUAUUGGGCUCAAUAAAUUUAUUGAUGGCCUUCUGGCUUAACAGACAAAAAAUAUGAUAUAUGCACCAAUAGAGGGAAACCCAAAAUGCAAUUGUCUUGGCCGUGGGCAGAAGCUUGGAUUUUUGGAAUUUUCUCGAUUUAUAGAAUUCUAUCUCCCUAAUUAACUAUCGUAAAAUUUGCGGAAAUUGCUGAAGCAAAAAGAGCGUGAUCAGCUAAAGUAUCCGGCUUAAAUAUUCAUGAUGUAAAAAAGGAUUUAAUUUUGACAUUUUUCGCCUAAAAAUUCCGCAGAUGCGACGUUAAGAUUGCCUUUCAUCUUCUGAUCAAAUAUUUGCUGUUAAUUAAGCGUCUCGUCUUUAAAUGUCGAUUAUAUUUAAGUUUGAAGUUUGUUUGCUUACUCGUCCUACCAACUAUGUUUACACGGCUUUAUUUUCCCAUAAAACAAUACAAACAGCUUGAUUUUUUUCAAAACAAGAAUAAUAUCCUUCGAAGCUGAAGCACUGAUUAAUAUCUUGGCGAUAAUUCUUCUCGCCUUUAUUUAUUUCAAUUUAAAUAGAGAAAAUAUCACAUAUCUUUUGCAUUUACGCAGUUCAUCUUGAAACGUGGUAUAAAAGAACUGUAUCUCAGUGAACCGAAAUGUAAGUUUCCAAAAAACCCCCGUGGUGAACUAGAAAUAUUAAUUAUUUUAACGCAUUUGAGUUUUGUACAUAGUGAUGACCUGCGUGAAUCAAUUUUAGAUAGCUGAUGCCUUUUUGUUCCUUUUUACAGUUCACAGGUUUGCGACAAGGCUUAUCUGCCAUGGCUUUUGAUGAUUCUGAAAUAGGCAUAAAUGAAACAUGAUUCGCGACAAUUCUUGUGACUCUUUUACGCUUUUGAAUAAUUAUAGGACUUAAAAAUAACUCCUCCAACUUCAUACAUCGGUAGGUUGUAAAUAGUUUAUUCCAAUCUGAGUUUCGUUUUAAGCGUUGUACUCAUUGCAACCUUAUUUUCAUGAGUUGUAAUAAAAUCCAAUUAGAGUUUGAAAGAUUUCAUAGUAAUCUCAAAUUAGAAUAAUUUACUGAAGGCGAUCAGCUCGAAGCCAAAAUAAAAUUUUUCCGUCUGAUAAUAAUUGCAAGCGAUUGUAGGUUGUAUCUUGCAUUUGUAUCAACGCGAUAAUAAAAAUAUCCCGAAAGUGAAGUCCUGUGUGUCGACAAACAUUCGAUGUAAAGGAGUUAAGAAAGGCGGUGAUUCCCUUUCUAUUCAUGAAAUUUAUUUCGGAAAUUACGGUUUUAUCGCUUCUAAGGGAAUAAUUCUCGCUAAGCGCUGGUUGCAGAGUAAAUACAUGACUUUCUAUAAAACAUGACACCAGGAGAAGUCUGAAUGAGUCUUACACUUCGUAAAAACGGUUUUGUUUUUAGUUGUAUUGUCUUGAGAUGAUAAGUAACCUGCUGUAGGUUAUCUGUGUAAGCGCCCUUCUAGUUUACAUUAAUGCUGACUGCGAACCAUUCAGUUAACGAUAUUGAUUUCGCUGUUUGGGGAACACAUCUUCGCCGUCUAUCAUAUAAAGUCCUCUCAAUUUCGGCGCCCACAAGCCCACGUAGUACGGCUACAGUAAAUCUGAUAUUUUCAUUUAUUUUGAUCUUAUAAAACUGUCUCGGGUAAAUAUUUGCACCUUUCAUCUUCACGCUAGUCAUUGCAAACUUGUAUGUUAAAUAUUGACUGUCAAAUCUUAUUUGCUAUUUAGUUACCGGUUGAUAAUGUAUCUCGAAAAGCCGGCUGCUUGAGCAAUCAUUUCCAAUUUUCUUACGCCACUUUACGAUAUUAUGAAUCGCAAGGAGAAUGUGGACUUUUUUUUCCCUUUCUUUCUUGCUGGUUUAAUUGUAUUCCGUCGCCUUUAUUUACACCCGCUUUCCUGUUUUUCUAUUCUCUUUAUUUAUGGCCUCAUUGUCUCUUAUGCUUUGCCAGAGCGGUGACUGAAUCUUUGCAAGUAUGGAGCGAGGAAAAAGAAAUAUCAUUUAAGAUUUCACUGCUGCUAACUUUUCACUAUGUUUGAUUUCCUAUUUAAGUUUGAGAUGCUUUGAAUGCACUAGUGUCCAGAAAAGCGGUAUUCGAAAUUCCACUCCUUGUGGCUUUUAACUUCCAAACAGUCGCAUCUUAACGGGUAAAGGCUUCACAGAACUUUGCGGGCUGCGCGGUUACGUUCAGUCUUCGGCCUCAACAGAAUCCCGUUGAUUUUACUGCGAUACACUGAACGCAAUAACAGUCGGUAACUUCUACUUCACUAGAAUUUGCUUGGCAAAAUUAAUAUCGCGUGAUUACUUAGGUUACAAGUAAACAUCAAAGCGGGCAAAUCAAGGGAUUUGUUUGACCGCGAUCAAGCGAUGUUUAUUGUCUAUUUUACGCUUGGAUCAGUCGAAAGUUCAGUCUACCCUGACUAAACGGUAUGUGAACUAAAAGAAAGCGCUCUUGUGUAAAUUCAAUAAAGAAUAGCAAGCAUGUCUGAGUGUGAGUACUUUUAAUUUUCUGUGGUUAGUCUAAACUUAGAAUCUUGGCGACAGAGGCGCACUGGAGUAGUUCUAUCAGCAUCGUCUUAGUA